Molecule: messenger RNA, 2142 nt
Organism: Metarhizium brunneum ARSEF 3297
Lineage: Eukaryota; Fungi; Ascomycota; Sordariomycetes; Hypocreales; Clavicipitaceae
Source: RefSeq, a predicted model, not a curated record
AUGAUUCACGAACAAGUCGUUAGCAACAUUAUACCGAGCCCUGGAUCUCCUCCCGGAAUGACCACGUCUAAGAGCUCAAAAUCUUCCUCCUUUCAGUCGCUCAACAGCGAUGACGGCAGUGUGUUGGCAGAUGUUAGCCACUUCGAAGACAUCGGCUUGGACGACGACAAUGUCACCCUCAAAGUCAACGUCCGCCCUGGGCCAACUCCAUUGGUGACGCCAGUUGCUCGUAACCUGGCCGGUGGAAAGCGACCUCCAGGCCCGAAGCCGCGACGAUCGUUUCCUAAUCUCCAUACCAGCGUCUACGCGUCCAACCCACGAAGCACAAGCCUCGCGGGGCUGACAGAUCCACGACCUCUUUCUUUGAACAGAGGACAUUCUACAGUUUCUUUGCCCGUCGCACGACGAAACCGCAGCACCAGUCCCAACUUGUCCUUAAACCCUAGAGAUAUCAACCUGCCGCCCAAGCCUCAGCCGCGACCUCGACGCGGAAGCUGGCAGGCGACUCGUCGCAAGAGCUUGCAAGAUCUGGAACACGAGUGCGACGAAGAUGAUGGCGAUGAUAUUCCUGAUGGCAUUGUGCUUGACAAUGUGCCUAUCUCUCCUCGACCUGCCAAUGAGCGUCCACCAAGUCGAGCUCCCUCGAUUUCACCGUCACCAGAUCGUGCGCCCAAGGAAAGGGUCCGAAGCAUUGGUAACGGCACACCGGCAGUAGCCCAGGCACAGGGAUCCCUUCGAUCUCCUUCGUGGAGGUCAGAUGCAUCGGACAAGCCGCCACCAAGCCCGGUCAAAUCACGAGCCAAUAGCUGGAACUUGGCCCUGGCUGAUUUGAACGCCGAAUCUAAGGCGCUGACCGAAAAGCUGGAGGAACACGCCGACGAGCUACAUGAGCGUUCCAGCCGCCGUCCAUCAGGAGCUGCCCGCCCAAACACCUGGAAUUCUAGUCAUAUGCCCUACGACCAUGUGUACGAUAAAAAAGCCCGAGUAAAGUCGUCAACUCCCGAAUUGCCACCGCUGCGGCGAACCGACAUCAUGAUAGAUCCGCUACCCAUAUCAAAGGAGAAGGAGGCUGUUCUCAGCCGUACCCGACCGUCUUGGUUACCGCCCAAGGAUCCAGCGGAAGAACGUCGCCACCUGAAAGAGUAUCAGAAGAUGAUGGCCGCCAGUGCCAAAGCCGACGAGAGGCGUGAGGCCGCUCGACGAUCAAGGACCGAGUCAAGAGACAACACUGCGGACAACCUUAUGCACAUUUGGGAAGGUGACAUCAUCCCACGAUGGAAUGACGCCAUACGUGAGAGACGCACAAGGGACAUGUGGUGGCGAGGAGUCGCCCCGAGAAGUCGCGGCGUCGUCUGGGCUCGUGCCAUUGGCAAUGAGCUUGGUUUGACAGAGGCUACUUUCCGAACUGCUCUGGCUCGCGCUCGUGAUUUGGAAGACAGAGUUCGCACCGACAGAGCAGAUGCUGAAGAUGCUAGGCGAGCCAAGUGGUUUGAGCAGAUUCGCAAAGAUGCAAGUGACAAGACUUGGAAGAAUCUUAAAAUCUUUGAAAUCACUGGACCUCUGCAUUCGUCAUUAGUUGAUGUGCUUAGUGCAUAUGCCAUGUACAGGAGCGAUAUUGGUUACGUGUUUGGGUGUAAUACUAUUGCGGCCUUACUUCUAUUGAACCUUCCCAAUGCCGAAACAGUGUUCAUCGCGCUCGCCAACCUUUUGAACCGACCAUUGCCUUUAUCAUUCUACACUGCCGAUGAAACAGCACAAGCCUCUGCUUAUAAUCUUGUUUUGCAGACACUUGGCCACAAAUCACUGCCGCUUCGCGAUCACCUGACUAAGACUAUGCGGGAUGUUACGCCAGAACUUUACUUGGGUGGCAUGUUUCUUAGCUUGUUCACAGGUCACUUGGCCAUUGAUGAAGCUGCGCGUCUAUGGGAUGUGUAUGUGUUUGAGGGUGAUGCCUUGCUAGUUCGAGCAGCCGUGGCUCUCUUGCUUUCCCGUGAAAUGGCACUUCUCGGAAGUAAGACUUCUGAUGAAGUCCUUGCUGUGAUCACUAGGGCAAAUUCGAGCACCGGAGCGGCAAGAGCAGUGGCUGCAGUUGGGGCUGAAGACCGGUUUAUGGCAGCCGUUCGUGAAGCUGGGAAGGCUUAA